AAAAAUGUCAAUCUGUCAAAAGAAAACAAAAUGGCUGCAAAGUGGCAAAGUGUUUUGAUCUUGUCUUGAUCACAUUGCAUUGUACAAUAAAGUAAAAUUAUACUAAACUUCCACAUAAAAUAAAGUUAACGUUAUAGUUAUAGGAAUUCAAGAAAAGGUGUACAGUUAAGAUUUUAUUAUUAGUCUAGUCAAAAAAAUGGAGAACAAGGAAAACAAGAGUAAAAAAGACAAACACGAUGAUAACGAGGAAUAUCGUAAAGAAAAGAGGUCAAAAAGAGCUCGUACACGAUCACGAUCUCGCAGCCGUGAUCGUGAUGCUAAAAAAGAUCGCGAUAGGGACUCAAGACGUAAACGGAGACAUUCCAGAAGCCCUGACGCUUCCGAUAAACGUAGAAAUGAAGCGUCCAGAAUUGAUGAAAAGAAGCCACCACCGGAAAAGAAAGCAAAGGAUACCGAUAUGUUAAAUACAAGAACCGGCGGCGCUUAUAUUCCACCGGCUCGUCUUCGAAUGAUGCAAGCUCAGAUAACUGACAAAUCUUCUAUGGCGUAUCAGAGGUUAGCUUGGGAAGCACUUAAAAAGUCGAUACAUGGCCACAUCAACAAAAUCAACGUAGGAAAUAUCGGUAUAAUUAUAAAAGAGUUGCUGAAGGAGAACAUUGUCCGUGGACGUGGUUUACUAUGUCGAUCUGUCAUCCAGGCGCAAGCUGCUUCGCCGACAUUCACUAAUGUUUACGCAGCGUUGGUUUCGGCGGUAAACUCUCGGUUUCCAAAUAUUGGUGAGUUACUACUAAAAAGGUUGGUUAUCCAGUUUAAAAGAGGUUUCAAGAGGAAUGACAAGGCUAUAUGUAUAUCAUCUGCAUCUUUUAUUGCUCAUCUUGUUAAUCAAAGGGUUGCCCAUGAGAUCCUCGCAUUGGAGUUGUUAACAUUACUUGUUGAGACUCCGACUGAUGACUCUGUUGAGGUAGCUAUAGCAUUCCUUAAAGAAUGUGGACAAAAACUCACUGAGGUAUCUUCCAAAGGAGUAAAUGCUAUAUUUGAGAUGUUGAGGAACAUUCUACAUGAGGGACAACUGGAUAAGAGAGUUCAAUACAUGAUUGAAGUGAUGUUUCAAGUUUGGAAGGAUGGUUUCAAAGAUCAUCCUGCCCUGAUUGAAGAGUUGGAGCUGGUGCCUGAAGAGGAACAGUUUACGCAUCUAUUGAUGUUGGAUGAUGCUACUGAUCCACAGGAUAUCCUCAAUGUAUUCAAGUUAGAUGAAAAAUAUGAGGAGAAUGAACAAAAGUACAAAACUUUAAGCAAAGAUAUUCUCGGCUCCGAUGCUGAGUCUGGGGCAGAAGAUGGCACUGGCGAGUCAGGCAGCGACGAGUCAGAAGAAGAUGAGGAAGAAGAACAGAAGGAAAUGACGAUAAUAGAUAAUACGGAAACCAAUCUUGUGGCCCUACGUCGGACUAUCUAUCUUACUAUAAACUCCAGUUUAGACUUUGAAGAAUGUGCUCACAAAUUGAUGAAAAUGCAGCUUAAACCUGGACAAGAGGUGGAACUAUGUCAUAUGUUCCUUGACUGUUGUGCGGAGCAGAGGACAUAUGAAAAGUUUUAUGGUUUAUUAGCACAAAGAUUUUGUAAUAUUAACCGGAUGUACAUUGGUCCGUUUGAAGAAAUCUUCAAAGAUUCUUAUUCUACUGCACAUAGAUUGGAUACAAACCGUCUGAGGAAUGUGAGCAAGUUCUUUGCUCAUCUGUUGUUCACAGACUCUAUUAGUUGGGAGGUGAUGGAAUGUGUUCGUUUGAAUGAAGAGGAUACUACAAGUUCGAGUCGUAUUUACAUCAAGAUAUUGUUUCAAGAGCUCGCAGAGUACAUGGGGCUGAAGAAAUUGAAUGAACGGCUCAAGGACCCGACAUUGCAAGAGGCCUUUGGUGGUCUCUUCCCCCGCGACAACCCGAAGAAUACUCGGUUUUCUAUUAAUUUCUUCACUUCUAUAGGUUUAGGAGGUCUAACAGAUGAACUUCGAGAACAUUUGAAACAAAUGCCUAAGAAUGUCCCCGCACAAAUAACCAAUAUCACAGUAGACACCAGUUCCAGCAGUUCCAGUUCUAGUUCCAGCAGUUCCGAUUCUUCAUCCAGUGACUCCAGUUCUAGUGACUCAUCCGAUGAAGAUACAAGUAAGAAAGCUGAAAAAAAGAAAAAGUCAAAAGAAAAGAAAAAACAGUCAGCUCAACGUAAUGAAGAGAAGCCCAAGGAAAAGGAUAAAGAAGCACAAGACAGAUGGGGCCAUGAUGGUUUUUAUGAUACUUAUGGACAAGAUGCUCGAAGAAUGAAUUCCAGACCAGAAAGAUCAGAAAGAGACACUUUUGCUAGACCAAAUGGAGGAUCGCGAAGGGAUGACUUUAGAAAUGGAGAUACCGAUGGUGACAGGCGACGAAACAAUAGAAGAGAAGACGAUAGACAAGACAGCUACAGAAGAAAUAGAGACGAAAAUUAUGAAAGAAGCAGGGAUCGUGAAGAGAAUAGAAGAGAAAGAGACCACGAGAGUGAUAGACGCAGAAAUCAAAACGAAAAAGAUUUACGUAACGGAGACAGAGAUAGCAGAAAUGAUAAAAGACAUGAUAAUAAAGAAACCAACAGAAGUGAUCGAGAGGAUGUGAAUUCUAAACGACCUAGUAGAGACGAAGAACACAGGAGAUAUCGCGAAAGCGAUACAGAUAAGAGAGUACAAAGAGACGAAGAUCCUGAUAGAAGUAAGCGGAGACCAAGAGACGAGAAAGAGGCAGACAAAAACAAUAGAAAAGAGAGAGAAGGAGAAAACACUGACAAAGAUAAAACAAGACAAAGAGAUAAAAAUGAUGUUGAUGAAGGUAAACGAAGAGAAAGGGACCGAGAAGAUGCUGAAAGACAAAAAAGAAAACAACGAGAUGAAGAAGAAUCCGAUAGAAAUAAGAUAAGACAAAAGAGAGAUGAUAACAAUUAUAAAGAUACAAGAGAAAAAGAAGACCAAAAUACUGAAAGAGAUAAGAGACGAGAAAGAAACAUAGAGGAAUUAAACAGAGACAACCGAAAACAACGAGAAAAUAGGAAACAAAGAGAUGAAGAUGACAUUGUUACAAAUAAGGAUUCAAGAAAGAUCAUUCGGAACGAGAAAGAAAAAGAUUGCGAUAAAAGAAAAGAGGAGAAUGUACGAUCUAAUGUAAUAGAAAAUAAAAAAGUAUCGAAACAUUCUAAAGAAAUGGAUGAUGUUUCCAAUGAUCGCUCAAAUAGAAACAUCAAGUCUAAAGUUCACACAGUCAGUAAGGAAGAAUCAAAUAAAAGCAAAAGUAAUGAAGAAUAUAAAAGCAAAAGCAAGAAUGACAGAGAGAAAGAUAGCAAACAUGAUACGAAAAAGAAGAAUAAAAAUAGAGACGUAAGCAGCAGUAGUAGCAGUAGCAGUGACAGCAGCAGCAGCAGCAGCAGCAGUAGCAGUAGUAGUAGUGAAGAAGAAUCCAGAACAAAGAAAAGUAAAAAGAAGUUGAAAGAUGUCAGACAUAAAGAAGAUACUAGAAGUAAGAAGAGUAAAAAUAAAAAGAAGGUCGAAGAUAGCAGUAGUAGUGACAGUAGUAGCGAAAGUGAUGAUGAAGAAAAUGAAAAAAAUAAACUUGGCGGCCGAUAUUGGAACACUUUUGACAUUGAAUCCACAGUUAAAUCCAAGUAAAAGGAAAUCUUAUGAUUGUGAACGCUCCUGUAAAUAUUAAAUGGAUUUUAAUUUGUAAACUAAGUAAUUGAUUGUUAAUUAAACAUUUAAAAGAG
Molecule: messenger RNA, 3774 nt
Organism: Papilio polytes (common Mormon)
Lineage: Eukaryota; Metazoa; Arthropoda; Insecta; Lepidoptera; Papilionidae
Gene: ncm
Product: pre-mRNA-splicing factor CWC22 homolog
Exons: 5
Coding region: 197-3679 (1160 amino acids)
Biological process (GO): mRNA splicing, via spliceosome
Cellular component (GO): catalytic step 2 spliceosome
Molecular function (GO): protein binding; RNA binding
Source: RefSeq, a predicted model, not a curated record